This is a messenger RNA of Nicotiana attenuata, 1422 nucleotides long. RefSeq lists its product as uncharacterized. Bases 139 to 1041 code for a protein of 300 amino acids. NCBI's taxonomy places the organism in Eukaryota, Viridiplantae, Streptophyta, Magnoliopsida, Solanales, Solanaceae. The record is from RefSeq and is a predicted model, not a curated record. The transcript has 6 exons.
AAUAAAUAAAUAAAUAAAAUUAGAUUCACAAAAGAUUCAUUUCUUUUUUGGUAAGUAGAGAUUCUCUACUCCACUGAAGGAAUAAAUUUCAAAAGAACUCUUGAAGACAAACGGAUUUUAGCUGAAAAAUCCAAAGUUAUGAGCAAUUUGAGAUCAAUAUGUAGACCACAAGCUGUGUAUUUUUCAAUAACCUGUUGUUGCAGAGACUUAUUGGGUAAAUCAGCGGUUAGGGUUUCAAUCCGAAGCCCUAAUUCAGCCCCUCAAUGGAUGAAACCUUCGGUGCUGCAAUCAUCAUUGUACAGUACUUCGAGAAGAAUUGAAACAUGGGAUUAUCGAUUGAAUCAGCAGAGGAAAACUGUGACUACCUCUGCUUACAAUUGGAACGACUCCAAGUCUCCCUAUGAAACUCUUGAACUCGAAAGGGAUGCAGAUGAAGAACAAAUAAAGGUGGCAUAUAGACGUUUGGCGAAGUUUUACCAUCCAGAUGUUUAUAAUGGCAGAGGGACUCUUGAGAAAGGAGAAACUGCUGAAGCUCGAUUCAUUAAGAUUCAAGCUGCUUAUGAGCUGCUUAUAGAUGAAGAUGAACGGAGAAAAUAUGAUAUUGACAAUCGAGUGAACCCCAUGAAGGGUAAUUGGAAUCAGAUGGUGCUGGAUUUGUUUAUAUUUUUUGCUGCCAAUGGAAGUUUCCAGAAUGCAUCUGAAGCAUGGGUGGAGUGGCUUAUGAAAAAGCGAAAAGCAUUUGACCAGCGGGGUGAUAUGGCCAUUGCUGCAUGGGCUGAACAACAGCAGUUAGAAUUAAAUCUGAAGGUCCGCCGUCUCGCUCGUUCAAAGAUGGAUCCUGACGAAGAAAGGAGAAUUAUCGCUAAAGAGAAAAAGGCAUCCUUGGAGAACUUUAAUAAUACUUUGAAGCGGCAUACACUUGUCUUACGGAAAAGAGAUAUAAUGCGGAGAAAAGCAGAGGAAGAAAAGAAAAAGAUCUUUAGCAGGCUUCUUGCUGCUGAAGGUCUGGAGCUCGAAGAGGAUGAUGGUGAAAAAUUAUAGAAAAUUCAAUGUGUGUGGGUUCUCCUCCAUGCACCUGAUGAAGAAUGCAGUAUUUUGGGAAGUUGCUUGAGGCUGAUCCGAACAAUGUAUUGUACAAUAGAGGAGGAAGAAAACACUGUAUAUAUGAUAUCUCCCGUCUGUCGCUGUAGAAACGAACAAAUAGCAUCUUCGUAAGUUAUUUAGAUAAGCACCAAUCAUAGUUGUACUAUACUUGGCAAGGUUGCAGGAUUUAGUUUGCCGGCACCAAUCAUAGUUGUACUAUACUUGGCAAGGUUGCAGGAUUUAGUUUGCCGUAUGCCAUGUUUAUGCUUCCAUAGAUGCUAUCUCUCUUUCUAUAAAUACUGCUGCUCUUUAGAAGUCAACAACAAUCCAGACGGUUCA